This is a messenger RNA of Pecten maximus, 953 nucleotides long. Its product is annotated as alpha-ketoglutarate-dependent dioxygenase alkB homolog 7, mitochondrial-like. Gene Ontology annotation, cellular component: mitochondrial matrix. Lineage: Eukaryota; Metazoa; Mollusca; Bivalvia; Pectinida; Pectinidae. Gene Ontology annotation, biological process: DNA damage response; fatty acid metabolic process. The transcript is spliced from 4 exons. The record is from RefSeq and is a predicted model, not a curated record. The coding region runs from base 56 to 901 and encodes 281 amino acids.
UUUCAUAUCAAGACUUCGGUGUCAAAACGAAACAAGACUUGAAGGAUUUAUAAGUAUGUCGUGUCGAACAUCUGGAUUUGUGAGAUCAUUGCGGACGCUCACAGUGACACGACUUAAAUGUCGGCACCCAUCAACAUCACAAAUCAAAACUGUGUCAAAGAAAUGCCUGUCAUCAAGAAAUACUCUUAGAUCAAGUCAACAUGUGUGUACGUGCUUGUCAUCAUGUACAUUGUCAAAUUCACUGCUGAAUGACAGCUUUCGGCACUAUACUACAUCUUGUGAUAAUGCGUCAAACGAACAUACUCUUGGUGAUGCAGUUUCUUUCAUGACUACAACCGACCCACAAACUGCGUUAGAGCUUGAACCUUCUAUGCAUGUGUACAAAAACUUCAUAUCACCAGACGAAGAAGAACAGUUAUUCAAUGAAAUUGAGCCUUACAUGAAACGACUUCGGUAUGAAUAUGAUCAUUGGGACGGUGCUAUCCAAGGAUACAGAGAGACAGAGAGGAAGAAAUGGACUAAGAACAAUGAAGCUAUCUUGAAGAGAGUUGGGGACUUAGCAUUUCCCCCUGCUGUACAGCCCUUGGCUCAUGUCCACAUCCUAGAUCUGAGCAAAGACGGACACAUAAAACCACACAUAGAUGCUGUUAGGUUUUGUGGCAGUACAAUAGCAGGCCUUUGUUUACUGUCGCCCUGUGUGAUGCGACUUGUGCACGACAAAGAUAAACAGCGAUGGGCAGACAUUCUUCUUGACAGACGAUCUCUCUACAUAAUGAAAGAUGCUGCGAGGUUUAAUUACACACAUGAAGUGUUAUCAAAUGAGAACUCUGUUUUCAAUGGACACCCCGUCCCCAAGGAUAGACGGAUAUCAGUUAUAAUGCGCAAUGAACCUGAUGAAUGAUUAAUUAAAUGUUGAUGAUUUUAUAAAAUAAAUAAAUGAAAUAUGAAAUAUA